Cannabis sativa is the source of this 1471-nucleotide messenger RNA. RefSeq lists its product as uncharacterized. Gene Ontology annotation, biological process: response to red or far red light; negative gravitropism. Bases 191 to 1225 code for a protein of 344 amino acids. The record is from RefSeq and is a predicted model, not a curated record. The transcript is spliced from 3 exons. Lineage: Eukaryota; Viridiplantae; Streptophyta; Magnoliopsida; Rosales; Cannabaceae.
UUUUUUUAAACUUUUCCUUUGAAUUAUUAUUUUCUUCUUCCUUUUAUUUUUUUUAUAAUUAUUAUUAAUUUUAUUAUUGAUUGAUCAAAAUUCAAAAGGGAAAGCUGAAAGGAAAAAGAAGAACCAUUUUACCAGCUGGUUCAAAAUCCCAUCAAAUCUCUUUCCCUUUUUCCCUCAGAUUCAGGAGGGGAUGGCAACUGGGGAACAUGCUGAAUCAUCGAAGUUAAAGGCUCAGCUAUGCGAAACACCUGAAAUUCGGAAGCAGGAAAUGGAAGAACAAGAAUCCCAAGUGGAUUUGCUGCAGUCGAAAUUCAUGGAGGUGAAAGCAUACAUGAAAGAGUCUGAAGAAGAGUCAAUGAAAGAGUUGGAUGUUCUUUGGCAUAGAGUUAAAACAACGACGACAUUGUUAACUUACUUGAAAUAUAAAGCAAGGCUUAUGGCUGUUCCCCAUUUAGCCCGAACCUAUUGUGGUAUUGAACAAUUAGAAGGGGUAGGACUAGUUGAUAAAAAUGGUACACCUUUGUCAGAUUGGUCUAAAGACAUUGAUGCUUCUUCGUUCGAUAGUUUAGAUGAUGAGACUUGUACCGAAAUAGGUCAGUUUCACGGUUCUCUGGAUGUCCAAGAUGAAGCUUAUAUUAGCGACACGGUUAAAUCAGUGAAGAUGGUCGCAAAGGUGAUGGAACACCUCGUUGAGAGAGUGUUAUUGGCGGAAUCUGAAACUGCAAUUGAGAAGGAAAAGGUAAACUCGGGUCAGGAAGAAAUCAUGAGAAAGUCUGUUCAAAUUGAAAAAAUGUCAUUGAAGUUAGAGGAGAUGGAAAUGUUUGCUCUUGGUACAAAUAGUAUUCUAAAUGAAAUGAGGCAGAGUAUAGAUGAUUUGGUUGAAGAAACCACUAGACAGAGGCAACGAGCUUCAGAAAACGAACAGGAACUUAGUCGUGUGAAGCGAGAAUUCGAAUCUCUAAAAUCAUAUGUUAGCACUCUCACUACUGUAAGAGAAACACUCCUUUCAUCAGAGAAGCAGUUUCAAACAAUUGAGAAGCUAUUUGAACGAUUAGUGGUGAAAACAACACAGUUAGAGGGUGAGAAAAUGCAGAAAGAGGUAGAAGUUCAGAAGCUUAUGGAAGAGAAUGAUAAACUAACAACUCUUCUUGAUAAGAAAGAGGCCCAACUUCUGGCAAUGAAUGAACAGUGUAAGGUGAUGGCCUUGAGCGCUUCGAACAUCUAAUUUCGACAGUCUUGUUCUUGUUUUUGUUUGUCUACCUCUGGUACGACCGAGUGAUUCUCUUUUACAAGAUCAUUGGAUACAACAAAGUCAGACAAGCUUAUGUUCAGGCUAAGCUCUAUCCUUUUCGUUGUUCCUUUGUUUUUACUUCAGAUUGUUUGUGAAUAUGAUCAUGUAUUGAUUAUCUAGUGGUACAGUAUGAUAAUGAUUAUGUAUUGAUUAUCAAUUUGAACUUCACCAAUUACCAAA